AUGGAUAAUAAAUUUAAAUUAUUCCAAGAAGGGCAAAAAAUUAUUGAUCUUGGUGCUUCUCCUGGUGGAUGGUCACAAGUCGCAUCUCAGAAAGGUGCAAAUGUAGUUGCUCUUGACAUGAAACCAAUGAACGCAAUUAAUGGAGUAGAGUUUAUACAAUGUGAUAUUAUCAAUGGGCUUGAAAUUUUAAAAGAAAAAUUCAAGGAUCAAAAAUUUGAUGUAAUUUUAUCUGACAUGGCGCCCGAAUCUUGUGGUUUAAAAUCGUUGGAUCAUAUCAGAAUUAUGCUUUUAUGUGAAGCAGCACUCAAUUUUGCAAAGCAUUUCUUGAGCCAUGGUGGCACGUUUGUAGUAAAAAUUUUCCAAGGAGAAUCUGAUAAAGAUUUUUGUAACGAGCUAAAAGAAAUGUUUAAAACAGUAAAAUAUUUUAAACCGAAGUCAAGUAGAUCUGAAUCUACAGAAAUGUAUUUGCUGCAAAUGCCAGAUGGCACUACAGCACGAGGUACAUUAUUACAUUUUGCUGUACAAUGCGGUGAUGCAUUAAUGGUGAAGCUCCUACUGGAAAACAAAGUAAGUGUUACUAUGAAAGAUCACUCUGGACUGACUCCUUUGGACAUUGCUACUUCGAAUAGUGAUCAAGAGAUAGUGCAUUUACUAGAUGCUAAAGCAAAUUCUAAAUUAGAAAAAAAUAAAGACAAAACUCCAAGAGAUAUCAUAAUAAAAACGAAUAAAACUCCAGAAGGUUUAGUUGUGAACGGAAAUAAUGCAGCUGCUGCACCAGCAAAUGUUAUAAGUCCUUAUUUGAAACAACAUGAUGCUACACGUGAUGAUAAACAGACUUCUGUUACGGGUGAAAGUAGUGACAGUACAGUAGAUAAGCAAUACUCACGUGUUAGUGUUAAGAAUAUGGUACAAAAUUUUGAGUCGCCGCAAAAAAUAAAUGCCACAUGUAGUAAUGAACAGACCUCUAUCUCUUUAAAUGAAAGUAGUAGUAGUGACGACAGUGGAAUAUGUACUGAAUCAGAAGAUGGAGGAGAUAUUGAUGCAAAAAAUGAAGAAUCAAAAAGUCAUGUAACUGAAUAUCAGAGUAAAUUGGAAGCAUUGGGGAAACAAAACCAAAAAGAGAAUCAAUCACUAAAACAACAAAUACAAGAUCUAAAAAGUAAAAACACAACGCUUAAUAGUGAACUAGAAAAAACAAAAACUAAAACAAAUGAAGUACCAUUAGAAAAAGCGCAAAAAGAACUAACAGAAUUGAGAAGUUAUUUCACUGGACAUGGGGCUAGGCUGGACACACUGGAGAAACUCAAUGAAGAGAAUGAAUCACUAAAACAAAAAAUAAAAAGUCUGGAGAAUGAAAACACACCACUUAAGGGUGAACUAGGCAAAACAAAAACUAAAACAAAUAAAUUGUCACUAGAAAAAGUAGAAAAAAGACAAUUCUCCCCAAAAGUUGCCUGUGCGAGCCUUGCAGCUAUGUUAGUAGUAGGUGCUGCUCUUAGUAUUGCUUCCGGAUUGUCUGCUCUAUUAAUAGUUGCAGCUUCUGUGGUAUCUGCACUGAUAGCAGGUGGCAUUACAUACACAAUAUCAAAACCUAUCGCUGAACUAAAACCUACCACUGAAUUGAAAGAAGUGGAUAUUCAAGGUUCAGCACAACAUGGUGUUUGUAAAACUUAG
Vollenhovia emeryi is the source of this 1674-nucleotide messenger RNA. RefSeq names its product POTE ankyrin domain family member B2-like. The coding region runs from base 1 to 1674 and encodes 557 amino acids. Gene Ontology annotation, molecular function: protein binding; rRNA (uridine-2'-O-ribose)-methyltransferase activity. Lineage: Eukaryota; Metazoa; Arthropoda; Insecta; Hymenoptera; Formicidae. The record is from RefSeq and is a predicted model, not a curated record. Gene Ontology annotation, biological process: RNA methylation. The transcript is spliced from 2 exons.